Ectocarpus sp. CCAP 1310/34 is the source of this 4013-nucleotide messenger RNA. Lineage: Eukaryota; Phaeophyceae; Ectocarpales; Ectocarpaceae. The record is from the annotation of a GenBank genome assembly.
UUCGGUCUGGCAGUGUAAAUGAAAAACACAACAAACGUGGCCACAACAGGAAAGAGGAGCAAGCUAGCGAGGGAGAGAGAGCUACCAACCAGCUAUCCACGCGUCUGCUGUGUCGCUCACUUCACCCGAAUCUGCCGCAAGGACGCUGGACACUUUCGUCCAGUGGCACCAGAUCUCGCCGGCGACGGACGCGACAAGUCGAGUUUGCCGACCCAGUGAAGGACGGCCGGGCACGCGCAAGGGAACGAUUUCUAGGUAGCCCACCUCCGGCGAGAGGUGUAAGCGAAUACUCCACGCAGCAGCAUGUCGGCCCUGUCCAACCCGCUCGGCGACAGGACAUGGGUCCUCCCCCUCGCGGACGGCGUCGACGGGACCCUCACCAUCGGUUGGACCUUCGUUUUGCUGGCAUACUUCGUGCAUCCGGCCGUGGAGUGGGCGUUCCACAGGCUGCGCGCCUACCGCGCGUGGCGGUGCAUCCAGAAGCGCCAGGCUGUAGAGGUCACCAGCUACAACCUGGUGGCCGAGGUCUUCGGGGGGCGCGGCAGCUGGGAUUCCGCUCGCAACAUCGCGGUGAUCCUAGCGGUGUUCUCCCUAACGUCCUGGGGCCUGGAGCUGUCGAUGGACUUGGCAUUCCUGGAGGGCGAGGCCGAUCUUCUAAAUCGGCCACCGCCGGUGUUCCUGAGGCCUGAAACGAACGACACCAACACUGACCCCUGGCAGGCGAGUAUCGUCCUAACCCUGAGUGAUAUAGAUCCUGACUACAACGGUAAUUGGCGAGACUUGGAGCGUUUGAACGUCGAAGAAACGCACGCCAACUCCAGGUACUACAUCGAGAAGGAUACCAGGGAUUACCUCGGGGAAUCGGCAAAGGAUACUUUCAUCAACGGCAAGAUUCUGGUCGCCAGCUGGGACGACAAACCGAGCCUGUUCUACGACACCAACGGCGCAAACGUCGAUAGCCUCGAGUGCUCCGGGGAGACCCUGAAGGACGCGGAGGUCUACCUCGGGACCGAUUUGUGGGGCAACGCGCUCGACUGCGAGCGGGGACCUAGGCCCAACGGCUUGACGACCAGCCCGCCAGCAGUCGUCCUCACCAACGGCGAUUCCGGACGGGUGAGCGUCAUCGUCGAGGAGAGCAGCAGCUACCCCACCUUCCUCUAUUCCGUCUGGACGGCCGAAGGCUCGGACUCGGUGGAGCUCGCCUACCUGUUCCACGUCCAUUCCACCAUGCGGCUUGUCGAGGCCGUCAUCACCGGGAUCGUGCACGGAGAGACUGAGGGCGGCGCGUGCUUGGGCCUGCUCAGGGUGUUCAGCGAGACCCGCAUGCCGUACGAAGAGGGCCUCGAUCGGGCCUCUCCCUUUGGCGAGAUCCCCACCGGGGACACCGUCCUGGUGCAGGACCUGGAGACCAUCGAAGCCGGCAUGGAGAUCAACAUGAACGCGCUCAUCUGCCUCUUAUUGGUGAUGGCGUCCACCGCGGUGUGCGUCGUCUGGCUCAUCUGUCUCCGCAACUCCAUCGGCAUGGACGUCUACGACAGGGACGAGCUCCUCCGCGCUGUAUCCCUCCAGGGGCACGCGUCGAAAGACCCCGCAGCCGAGCACCCCGCGAUCCGCAUCUUCGUGCGGAGGGAAGACAGCGGCAACAUCACCGUCUUCAUCAACGACAGUCACGACAAAGAGCAGAAGGCCUGGGAGCGUUUCCUCCGGCGCCACACUUCCAAGGUGGUGGAGGGCGACGACCGCUUGCCUGCUGGGGGGUAUGCCGAGGCCGCCCUGUCCGACGACGGAUUCGGUGGCGCGACAGUGCCCGUGGAAAACACCGUGUCCCUGGGGGGCUUUCAGGCCGACUACAAUACGCACGACGUGUCGUCGGCUGGAACUCCGGCCCGCUCGGGCAUUAGAUCGCUGGCGGUAACCCCUGUGCGCGACACCAUCCGCCGGAAUCCGAGGCCAAAUCCUUUCAAGGGCAUGGACUCGCCGGUCAGCGGUAGCGACGGUGGGCUGUAGCAGUAGUGGCAUCGUGGAGGAUCGGGGAUGACAGCGGGAAUAAAAACGGCUAGGGACCCAACGUUCGGCACGUCGGGUGCCUCGAAGUGGCCGUCGACGACGCUUCCGUGAGAAUUCGUCACGCUUCCGCCCCUCAUCGGAAACUCUACCUGGACGUCGCAAGAAAAGACGACAAACACAAACAACUCCACCGGCGUCAUGCGUUGGGGAAAUGAGGCGGGUAUCCGUGGCCGGCUCAUCCUCGACAUAAUGAGACGACUGCUGAUCACGCAUUGCCAUCGCCAAGCCUUCAGGAGUUGAUCGCAACACGGGCGGGCAAACCUGUAGUAUCGUAAAUGUUGCGCAGCUGCAGCUUUGAGAGCUCUUGUGCCCGACGUCGAUGCCUUUGGUGGGUACUGUAGAGGGGGGUGCCUCUUGGUUCGUUUCCCCGUGAAACGGUGUUACUGUAGGGUAAAGGUUCUUUGCACGUGCGAUCGAAGAGUAUCACCUCUUGUGCAAAACAUCUUCUGGUUUCUUUUUGCAUGGAGGAAGUACAUGGCGGUACUUUUUGAGUUUCGGCAUCAUUUUCUCUUUUUAUUGCGGCUAGACGUGGACUUCGUCUAAUCGACGGCCGACCCUGGUGCGUUGAGCCGAGGAGAGUCAUUACUUCCUGUGAUGACAUUGGUGGCGUGGUUUAGACGAAAGGGCACCGCCGGGAGCAGGCGACUUGGGGAAUCAAGAACGGUGCAAUGGGUGCGCAUCCACAGCAGUAUUUGGUAGCGCUCGCAGUCGAAGGUCGUUUUCAUCGCUUUGAAAGUUCGUGUGCAUUUUCAGGAGUGGAGACGUCUGUCGGAGUAUUUGAGAGAGGAGGACGAAUCUGACGUCGAAGAUUUUCUGGGGAGAUCGGCACGUGUAUUGACCGAUAUCCCACAAUAAAAUUGAGAUUGAUCAGCACUUUCGACAGGGAUCGAAAAUUGGUUGGAAAGUUUCAUCUUCCGAUUACCGAUUACACCACCACUAGCGGCCCUUCCUUUCUGAAUUUAUUUUGUUGACGAUGAGUCUCGAGACUGGAGCUGGGGCCAUCAAAAUAUUUUAUUGCCAUGGCCGAUUAGGCUGAGUCUUCCCUUUCAUUGGCGAGUUUCCACUAUUGGGAGGUUAUUAAUAUUGUGUACUUCGUGCUUAUUGUGUAUACCUACCGUAUUUGCCCCUGGUGUGCUACCACCACAGUAGUACACACUUCAAACUUCAACGUUCUGGAUUGCAAAUUGGGAGCGGGUUCUAUCUAGGAAACGUUGGCAAUGAUGAAGCAAAUUGCUGCGGCACCGCUGCAGCUGCCGUCUCGCUUUUUCAAGAAGAUUUGCUUUGGAGGGCGUCAGUUACUGCUUCUGCUGUGGUUCAUGAGUGUAUCGACUAGAGUGUCAACGGUCGGCCUGGGUAGUUCGAGGAUGUAGCAUUUUCCCACUCUUGUUUUUAAGAUGGACCGAUCUUUUUAUAGUCUUCCGGACGAACUGCUAGACUACACACAAUCUUGUUAUUUUUAUAGAAAUGCUUGUAUUGUCAUACUACAAGGAUGGAUCGGAUGUACAUGGAUGGAUGGAUUGUUCAAUGUUGCUGCAUGCCGAGAGCUUGGAGGAGAUGGCACCUGCAAAAUAUGUAUUGUUACGACGUAGGGAUAGAUACAGCUGAGCUUCGAGGGUGCUGCCGUAGCAUGAGUGAGUUGUCAUACGAUACAUAUCUAGAUCUACGGGUACACCCCAAAACCAUUGACUACACUGCCGGUUGCUGGCUCCGUGUUGUACCUAUUGUUGUUGUUGUUGUUGUUGUUGUCGUUGUUGCUUUCCUUCACAUUAAACUCGUGUCAGUUGCUAAUCCCAAAAUCUAGCAAAGACUCGGUCCGUGGUCACAAAAAUGCUAGAGCCAUCAGAAAAUCUGAAGUACACACACACUAUUAGCAAGAAAAGCGUACGCAAGCCCGACGAGGAGGUACACCUGCAAUCCCUGCAGCACGUUUGCGUGCUCACAUCAGA